UAGAGGACCUCACUGUCGUGGAUCGCACAACUGGUUCCGCUUCCGUGUGUGCUAGGCCUUCCUUUUCAUUCGUGCAGGUUUUCGCUGCAUCCACCAUGGAGGACGAAAACCAGCAGGAGUUGGCCAAGAAGAAGCGUACCUUCCGCAAGUACACUUACCGGGGAGUUGACCUGGAUCAACUGCUUGACAUGUCCAGCACGCAGUUGAUGGAGCUGAUGCACUGCCGUGCGCGGCGGCGUUACGCGCGUGGUCUGAAGCGUAAGCCGCUGGCUCUCAUCAAGAAGCUGCGGCGCGCCAAGAAAGAGUGUGGGCCGCUGGAGAAGCCUGAAGUCGUCAAGACUCACUUGCGUGACAUGCUUGUUGUGCCCGAAAUGGUGGGAUCCAUUGUCGGUGUCUACAACGGCAAAGCUUUCAACCAGGUUGAAAUCAAGCCCGAAAUGAUUGGCCACUACCUUGGAGAGUUCAGCAUCACCUACAAGCCUGUGAAGCAUGGUAGGCCCGGUAUUGGUGCUACACAUUCUUCUCGCUUCAUUCCUCUGAAGUAGGCGAAUAAACAUAUUCCUCCUGUUG
Dermacentor andersoni is the source of this 570-nucleotide messenger RNA. RefSeq names its product ribosomal protein S15 (gene RpS15). NCBI's taxonomy places the organism in Eukaryota, Metazoa, Arthropoda, Arachnida, Ixodida, Ixodidae. Gene Ontology annotation, molecular function: RNA binding; structural constituent of ribosome. Gene Ontology annotation, cellular component: ribosome; cytosolic small ribosomal subunit. Gene Ontology annotation, biological process: ribosomal small subunit assembly; translation. The record is from RefSeq and is a predicted model, not a curated record.